This is a messenger RNA of Camelus dromedarius (Arabian camel), 7126 nucleotides long. It is a transcript of the gene MRPL1, whose product is annotated as mitochondrial ribosomal protein L1. The record is from RefSeq and is a predicted model, not a curated record. Lineage: Eukaryota; Metazoa; Chordata; Mammalia; Artiodactyla; Camelidae. The transcript is spliced from 11 exons. Bases 230 to 1192 code for a protein of 320 amino acids. Gene Ontology annotation, biological process: translation. Gene Ontology annotation, molecular function: RNA binding; structural constituent of ribosome. Gene Ontology annotation, cellular component: mitochondrion; large ribosomal subunit.
GAACACGAGAUCCUCGGCAGCACGGAGGACUGCCGGGAGCACCGCCACGGGGCACCCGCGCUGCGCGCCCUCCCCCACCGGCUUUAAAGCCUACUUUGAUUCCAGCCCCUUUCCUCUUGCUCCUCGGAAUCCCUUCCCCCUCCGCCACUUCCGGAUGGGAACCCUUUUAAACAUUCUUUCAAGUUGAAGCGUGGGACCAAUUUCGUCAACACAUUCCGGAGUGAACAACAUGGCGGCGGCCGCAAGAUGCCUCGGUAGAGUCUUGAUAUAUCAUCAAAGGCAUAGUCUUUCCAAGUUGGCUUCUCAGAUGUCUCUUUAUCCUUGCUCUGUAUGUGUUCUGGUGCCCAACAGACAUUUUGCUGCUGCUGUGAAGCCUGCAAAGAAAACAAAAAAAGGUGCCAAAGAAAAAGCAUCAGAUGAGAAAAAGGAUGAGACAGAAAAAAUAAAGUCAUAUCCCUUUAUGGAAGGUGAACCUGAAGAUGAUGUCUACCUGAAACGCUUAUACCCAAGGCAGAUAUACGAGGUGGAGAAAGCUAUUCAUUUACUUAAGAAAUUUCAGGUUCUGGACUUUACUAAUCCAAAGCAAGGCAUUUAUCUUGAUUUGACACUGGAUAUGGCAUUGGGGAAAAAGAAAAAAGUGGAGCCAUUUGCCAGUGUUCUUAGUUUUCCAUACCCAUUCAUUUCAGAAAUCAAUAAAGUUGCUGUAUUUACAGGGAAUGCAUCAGAGAUUAAAAUAGCAGAAGAAAAUGGAGCUGCGUUUGCAGGAGGAACUAAUCUGAUUCAGAAGAUUUUAGAUGACGAAAUUCAACCAGACUUUUAUGUAGCUGUUCCAGAAAUAAUGCCUGAGCUUAAUCCAUUAAAGAAGAAACUGAAAAAAAGAUUUCCUAAGUUUACUCGAAAUUCCGUUGGCCGGGACAUCCCCAAAAUGCUUGAAUUAUUUAAAAAUGGACAUGAAAUUAAGGUAGAUGAAGAAAGGGAGAACUUUCUGGAGACCAAAAUAGCAACACUGGAUAUGUCAAGUGACCAGAUAGCUGCCAAUCUGCAAGCAGUUAUCAAUGAAGUUUGUAGGCAGAGACCACUGAAUCUGGGACCCUUUGUGGUACGUGCUUUCCUUCGAAGUUCAACAAGUGAAGACAGAGACAGAGAGAGAUACAGAGAAACAGAGAGAACAUGCACACACAUGAUGUUAUAAAAUUUCUACAAGUGACAUUCCUGAGUUAAAAGGUAUGAUGUGGCCAAAGGUAUAAAUUAUGUCUUAGAAAGGUGCCUUUUUGAGCAGAACAAACCAGAACAAGGAAAUAUGGUUGGAAAACUUGCUCUGGGCAGGAACAUUCCAGGGUCUUAUUAACUGGUCUAUGAAUAAAUUAUUCCCUAACCUCCCAUUAGAGCAUUUUUCCUAUUGGCUGACUAGAACUAAUGUUGAGUGCUCCUAAUAGUAUGCUUCUGGAAAAAUAGGAGAAUUGCACUAGGUUACUCUUCAUGUAAAUCUCUUUCUCUUUUGUAUUAUUAAUGUAUUUUAUUCUUUCUUAGAAAACAAUAAAUUAAAAUCUUAUAGUUAAAAAGAGUAAAAAGUUUAAAAAUACAUAUUAAAAUACUCGUGAUUCUCAAACGUUAGCCUGCAUCGAAAUCACCUAGAGGGCUUGCAAGCACAAAUUGCUGGGUUCCAGUUAGCAAUCUGGAAAAAAAGUUGCAGAUUUACAUUUCUAGCAAGUCCCAUUGCCAAACCCAAGUUUGUGUGCCCAACGACACGCAGUGAGACCAGACAAACUGAAAUUUCAGAGUUUGAGCAGAGAAGGGUUGAUUUGCAAGGGCUGAGCAAGGAGAACAGGCAGCUAGUACUUCAAAAGCCCAAAUUUUCUGAUUGUGUUCUAAGAGGUGUUUGAAUAGGCAAAACUUUGGGGGGGAGGACUGCAGGAUGUGUGACCUUUCUCUGAUUGGUUGAUGGUGAGGUAACAGGGUGAUGUCCCAGGAACUUCAACCAUCAGCCUUCCAGUUCCAACCAAUCUGAGGUCCACCUGCUUAUGCUCAGCCUGAAGUUGCUGUCCUCCACCUGUACUGGGGCCUUAGUUCCUGUGGAAGAACUAUCAGAUUGUUAUGUGUAUCCCUUGAGGAGGAACCAGGACCCUGCCCCACUUCUGCACUAUUGUUUCUUGACUACCUUUCCUUUGUUUCUACAUUCCCUCACUCUUCUAGUUAAUAACUGUUUGAAUAUGCCCUUUGGAACUCAGAGAAGGUCUAGGAGUCUGAAAACUUCUUCAGCAGACAAGAAAUGGGGGACCCAGAAAAGCAUCUGUACUCGGGAGGGCCGCAUAGGGCCCUGUUCAGUUUUGCUCCCAGAUGAUGAUGAUAUUGCUGGUCCAGGGACCACACUGAGAACCACUGGUAUUUACAAAUGGAUCUUUUAAGCCUUGAUUAAAAAAUCUUUGGUAUCAGCAUCAAUUUAUUUUAAAAUUCAACUGAUAAUUCUGAUGCAGCAGGGUUGAGAAUCACUGGUAUAUGCAAUUAACCAAGUUAUAAAAGAUGAAAAUUUGUAGUAAAAGUCAAGAUUUUAAAAGGCUGAGGUGGAGAAAAAUAAUGCACUGAAUUUAAGAGCCAGGACUGGUUUCUAGCUUUCUGGUCUAUCCCUAUGUGUAAACAGUGUAAAUUCCUUUGGGAAAAUAAUUCAAAAUCUGAGAUUUUAUAUAAAACAAGGACAUCAUAAGAUAAUCACCAGUGUACUUUCUAACAAAAAUUUUGUGAUAUACCUUUUUUAGGUGGCAUUUCAUGUUGUUAGAAAUGAUGUGCUAUAACAUUUACUAAUAUAAACAUAUAUAUAAACAUAAAUUUAAUGGUAUUACUUAGCAUUAUCUUGUUAAAGACCAAGUGCUUGAGGUGAGAUGGGGACACCUAUACAAUAGUGAUUGUUUAAUAGCAAGUCGUUAAUCACAGUGUUCAGUAGGUGGCAGUAAAACCUUUCAUAAAUGUGUGCUUACUGGUAAAUACUUGUUUUCUUUAUAGAGUCCUUGGAGCUUUGUUUAUUUGUUAAUUUUUUUUUUCCUUUUUCUGUUUUGGGCAUGUUACAGAGGUCGCUUUAGUUGUCACUCUGUAAUCAUUUUUAGAAUUAAAUUCGUUUCUGUUUUAACUUUCAUUAUAGAUUUUUCAAAUAUAUAGAAAAAAAGAACUUGCUUUUAUUAACCACUCAGCUUCAGCAAUUACCAACAUUACGCUCUUGUUCUAGUUAUAUCUAUCCCUUUCGUCCACAUACUACUCUCCUGCUUGUCCUCCUCCUUGCUAGAAUAAUUAAAAGCAGGUCCCAUAUAUCAUAUCACUCAACCUGUAAGAGUUUUAAGAGUAAUCAAGCUAUAAUUAACAAGAAGAUUUUAGGUCCAUUUUUCAGAACCCAUUGUUUUUGUGUUCUGCUCUGGCUGUUGAAGGCAUUUAAGUUUUUUGGACUGCAUUUUUUGCAUAAUGGGCAAAACACCUAUUCCUAGUGCUUUGAGAAGUUAGAGUACAUAGUAAAAUAAUUAGCCACAAAAGGUUGUAUAUAAAUGUCAAUACUUUAAAAAACAAGAAGGAAGAAGUUAGUAUCUUCCGUUAAAUUGUUUUUGAAUCAAAAUAUAAAAUUAGAAAUAUAACUAUUAUAAAGAAUAGGUUGAAGUAAUAUUCAAUUUUCAUGUGAAGAUAUCGAAAGGAAUAAAAAGUUUUACUGUAUUUUAUUAAAAAAAUAGAAGCACAUUAAAUAAAGUAAGCAAGUAAAGAAAGGAAGAACACAAAGAAUUUAAAGGAAACAAUGACCCAUAAUUCCUUGAAUAAGCACUUAACAUUUUGUUAUACUUUCUUUUUUCCUUCUUCCCGGUGGAGGCCUCCUUUUCCCUCGGAAGUAACAUGGUUGUGACCAUGUUGGGCCUAGAGUAGGAUGGGAGAUACCUUGGCUUUGGAGGUUUCCCAUGCUUCCAACUCUUUAGUCACUUUUAUUUGAAAAAAGCCAACCAAAAGCAAUUUUCAAGUAUUUGCUAAAUGAAAGGCCUAAGAUUUUCUGUAUCUCAUUAUAUCUUACAUAAAACUUUAUAACAUUGUUUCCCAAAUUGGUACUUUACUGAAAAUUAAUUUAUAUGAAUUUUAAAUUAAAUAGAAUAACCCAGUGUUUUCCAAAGGGCCACAAGUAUACCAUUAGUGGCAAGAAAUACCAAGAAAUGAAUUUCGAUGGUAAAUGAACCACAUCUUAAAAUUAAUAGUUAAGAAUGUCUCUGAUAUAUUAUCGGAAAAUAGGACUAGCACGUGAAGACUGUGAUUUCCUGGAUAUCAUUGCCUAGGAUGAUAUUGCCAAGGUGAUUCUUUGUAAAGUCUAUUUUAGAAUGUUAAGUAAAUUUUAUUAAUAUAUAAAUUAUAUAAACUGCUUUCCAAAGUGGUUAUACUGUUUUGGAUUCCCUCCAGUAAUGCUUAAGGGUCCCAGUUUCUCCACAUGCUUGUCAACACUCGGAACUGUCUUUUUUAUUAUAGCCAUUCUAGUGAGUGUGUAGUAGUCAUACAUGUUUUAAUUUGAAAAUUAAAUUUUUUUUCCUAGCAAAAUUUCUUUUGCUAAGAAAAUAUUUGGGGAUAAGUUACAGUUUUAAAUGUGUGCGACUGGGAAGAUGGAGUAUGUUUAUACUGUGAAGCUCCAGAAGUAGAGGUAGAACUAACAUAGUCUUUAUAGAGAAGCAAAUUCUGGCAAAAAGUUAAGCCAGAGUUAAGUGCUAUGGACUCUUGCAAAGUUGUAGUGACUUUUUAUUGAAUGUAUUUACAUCCAGGUGUGUCAGUGUUCCCUCAGGUACAGUUAACAGAAAUUAAAGAGGAAAUGUAAUAUAAGUAUAUAGAAUGAUUCACAGAAUCUAAGGAAAACUUCAUCAACUGGUACUUGAUUGGAUAGGAUGCACCCAGCUUAAGAGAUCUAAGCAGCAGGAACCAAUGGGCAGCUUCCUUAGAGAGCUGUUGUCAAAGUGAAUCAGCUCUGUUGUUUGACCCUCUGUUACUCAAGAUUUAAAUUUUAAGAAGAGAGAGUCUGCUUGGUCUAGUUUAGUCUAAACGCCCACUCCUUGGUUAGGAGAAGGCAGAAUUGAUCAUCUCACCAGAAUUGCAUGCAGUAGGGUAGAAGAAAUUGCCCAGAGCAAUACUGAAAUACCUUUACCAAAAGAAGGGUGUUAGGCAGGCAAGACCAAUAGAUGCCCAGUAUGCCAGGUCACUACCUCUGAUGAAUGCCUAGGAAGAAUUAGUAGCAAUGGUAGGAAGGUCAACAAAUCUCUAAGAGUCACUCAUUCCUUGAAUAUUUAUUAAAUAUCUCCAUCUAUGAUUUCUAUAAAUCAAUAACUAUUUCUUUGAACUAAAAGUAUUUACUUUGUUACUCUAAAAGUAUUUUUAUGUACAUAGCAAAUAUUCUUUGAAUGCAAAAAUAAUGUUGCCCAUUUAUUGUUUUGGAGGGGAGAAAUGUCAAUUUCAUUUUAUUAAACAUAAAUAGAAAGACAUGAACAGAUUCCCAUGGAAAAAAGAUUCAAUCAGAACAAAACUUCUGUGAUUCUCACUCAGCCUCCCUGGUGGCUCUGUAUGGAUCAUCUAUGCUUGUACAAGUUAUGUUCCUGCAUUUACACAGUUGACUGCCUGUUGGCAUGUGUAAGUUUUUCAUAUUUAAAAACAGAUGGUAUGAGCAAGUAGUGCUUUAAGGUAGUUGCUAAAAUAGUAUCGUGACUAAGAGCAUGGACCCUAGAGACAAGCUGAGGAUUCAGGCUCUAGCUCUGUGGCGUAGCUGUACAUUGUUGGUGUUGCCCAACAUCUUUUAUUGACUUACAGCAUAAGUUCAGAAAUGGGGAUUCAGCCUGAUGAGUUUUCCCAAAGUGAGCAUGUACCUCGUGUAUGGAUCAAAAAGUAGAUAAUACCAACACUUCAGGAACCCCGUUGUUCCCUCCUUGAAAACUGCUCCCAUUCAGGUAACCACUACCGUGACUUCUAAGGCCAUAUAUUUCUUAUUCUUGUUUUUAAACUUUACCUAAUGGAAUAAUAAUUACUAUAUGUAUUUUUGGGCUGAGGUCCAGGUUCAUUCAAUAUAUUUAUGAAAUUCAUCCGUAUUGAGUAUAUUUGUAUUUUGUUCAAUCUCAUUGCUGUUUAAUAUUCCAUUGUGUGAAUGUACCAUGAUUUAUCCAUUCUACUGUUGAUGGACAUGUGGAUCCUUUACAGCUUGGAGUUUUACAAAUAAUGCUGUUAUGAAUAUUCUUAUACAUGUCUUCUGGUGAAGUUUUAGGGCUAUUACAAGUAAUGUUACUUAUUAACAUUCUUUUUCACUUCUUUUGGUGAACAUAUAUAUGCAUUCUGUUAGAUAUACACCUAAGAGUGAAACUGCUGGAUCAUGUUAGGUAUAUAUUCAUAUUUAGUAGAUAAUGCUUUGCAAUUUUCUGAAGUAGUUGUACCAAUAUAACUUCCAACAGUAUAUAUAAGAAUUCCAACUAAAUCAUAUCUUCGCCAAUAAUUGGUUUAUCUUUUUCAUUUUCACCAUUUUUCUGAAUGUGACAUUGUCCAGUAAUUUUUGAAGAGUAAAAAAUCCCAUUAGUGAGGGAGACAGAAUUUAGGAUAUCACUCUCCACUGGCUACAGUUGGCUCUUAGGUUGGGUGGAAGCCUGGUUGGGCACACCUGUCCUAGGAGUGAGGGGGUGUUGGCAUGUCAGUUCCUGAGUUUUCUUCUAGGGCUAUUUCCAAGCCUGGCUCUUGCAGGCUCUCCCCUGCCCCAGCCCAGGCCUGCCCUUCUCCACUAUCCCCUCCCUGCAUCUGGGCCCACAUACCCUUUGGGAAAAGGGAGCACCUGAGAAACAAUACAGGGGCUUGUCUCUUGAAUCUUGGCCACUGGUCUGGGCAGAGACUGGAGUGGGAGCCACAAGGGUCAGAUAGUUUUCCCAGGAGAAGCCCUGUGCCUUCUUUCCUCCCAGGGUCACCAUCUUCCUGGCUCCUCCUGCCUGUGCCCUCUUGGGCCUCCCAGCCCCGUAUGUCUUCACUGCUGUUUGUAUUAAAAGCCUCUGUUUUAUUCCUGUCCAAAAAAAAAAAAAAAUUAUAUGGUGAUCUAGAGUUUUAUGGGAUUUAUGAAAUAACUUUUUUGUUAAAAAAAAUUAAAAGAAAUGGAAGAAAUCAA